This is a messenger RNA of Coccidioides immitis RS, 1626 nucleotides long. Its product is annotated as urea transporter. The coding region runs from base 1 to 1626 and encodes 541 amino acids. Gene Ontology annotation, cellular component: membrane. Gene Ontology annotation, molecular function: transmembrane transporter activity. Lineage: Eukaryota; Fungi; Ascomycota; Eurotiomycetes; Onygenales; Onygenaceae. The transcript is spliced from 6 exons. Gene Ontology annotation, biological process: transmembrane transport. The record is from RefSeq and is a predicted model, not a curated record.
AUGGGCCAACCCUCCUUCCAGGCAUCGAAUGCCUUGAUAUACUUGACCUAUGGAGCUUUCCUAAUCGCCGGGCUCUACAUCGCCUAUCUGCUACGCAAGCAGACAAAAGGCCAAUUCUUGGCCAGUAACGGGACGCAAAAGGCUCUACCUCUUGCUUUGAACUUCAUCGCUUCGGGUCUCGGAUCCGGUAUUCUUUUCACGUAUCCCGAAAUCGCAACGAUUGCUGGCGUACAAGGUUUAGUCGUUUAUGGCUUGUCUUCCUCCCUACCACUUUUGGUGUUUGGAUAUUUGGGACCGAUUAUUCGAAAGAAAUGCCCAGAAGGCUUCGUUUUGACAGAGUGGACCAGAGAGAGAUACGGAGUCGUUACUGCGAUAUAUUUGAGUCUCCUGACCUUGAUUACGCUCUUCCUUUACAUGGUUGCCGAAUUGUCUGCGUUGCAGCAGAUUGUCAAUGCGCUUACCGGGUUGAACGGACUGCCAGCUGUGAUUGUGCAAGUGGCAGUUACGACUAUUUAUACAUCUUUGGGUGGAUUUAAGGUCUCCUUCAUGACCGAUAACCUCCAAGGAGCUAUGGUCGUCGGCCUCAUCAUUAUCGGCGUCAUCACCGUUGGCACAAAGACGACGAUCGAUCGUUCGCUAAUCGACUCUUCCGGAUAUCUAAACGCUUCCCUACUUGGAUGGCAACUUAUCUAUAUCCUACCUGUUGCAAUCUUGACGAACGACUUCUUCUUAUCGAACUUCUGGCUCCGAACUUUUGCCUCCAAGACUGACCGCGACUUACGCAUCGGCGUCUCCAUCGCUAGCUUCACGGUCCUGUGUAUUCUCGUGCUUGUUGGAUGCACAGGCCUCCUAGCAGCUUGGUCGGGCGCAUGGCCCGGAGAUCCGCCACAGAGCGGCUCGAUUGCUUUCUUCCUCCUUUUGGAGAGGCUCCCAAGCUGGGUUGUGGGGAUUGUGCUCGUCAUGACUGUGGUUCUUAGCACAGCUGCCUUCGACAGUCUUCAGUCCGCAAUGGUGAGCACAGCAAGUAACGAUUUGUUCCGCAACAAACUGCCGCUUAUUUACAUCCGUGUCGGCGUCGUCUUGUGCAUUAUUCCUGUGGUGGUCGUUGCUCUGAAGUCUCCUAGCGUGCUACAGAUCUUCUUGAUUUCCGAUCUUGUCUCAGCAUCUGCUAUUCCGGUUUUGAUCCUCGGUCUCUGGGAUAAGUGUUAUUUCUGGAAAGGUUUCGAAGUCAUUGCUGGCGGUCUCGGAGGUAUUCUCUCAGUAUUCAUCUUUGGAACCAUUUAUUACGGUAGUGCAUAUGAAGGCGGGCGGUUGAUCCUGUUGGAGAACGGCCUCUACGCCGAAGAUUGGAGCGCUUUUGGUGCCUUCGUCGCUGCUCCUGUAGGAGGUUUUAUAUUUGCACUUAUCGCAUUUGGUUCACGGAUCGCAUACCAGUUUGUUAUUGCUAAAAUCCAGGGACGACGCUUCGAUGCAUUUGACAAACCUAUCAAGCGUGUACGGCGGUCAAGCGAAGAGAGAGUUUUCCGCCCUCAGGUUCCUGGCCUUGAUGAAGAAAAUGGUAAACCGGGCGAUACUCCUACCGCCGUAGUGGAAGGAAGAGAAGCUAAAUGGUGGAAAUUGUGGUAA